AUGAAAAGAAGGAAAUUUUUAAUUCUGUUCCUUAUUGGACAGAUUCUAGCGCAAAAUGACCCUUACGAAGAAAAAGUAAAAGCGCCAAUAUUUGUGUACAAUCGCUACUCAUCCGACCCUACUGAGCGGAGCCAUCAACAAAGAGUGAUUUUGUAUCACAGGAAAAAUGAUCUCACGAAUGCGAUCAACUUCAACAAAGUUCUUGAAAGCUACAGAUUCAAUCAGGGAAUUGUGGUCAAGAACCCAUUGAAGAUUGAACUUGUCUCUAACAAGGGCAACAUAUACCGUCGACCUAAUAAAGACAGAAACGUGUCGAACAAUUACGGAUCAUCCUCUUCAAGCAGUUCUUUGUCCAACAGUUACUCAAGCAGUCAAUCGUCUUAUGGAAGCCAAAAUAAUUAUGGGUACUAUCAACAACAGCCAAGCAACACCAAUUACAAUUCCUACUCGUCAAAUAAUCCUCCCGCCGCUCAAAACAUGUAUCAGCCUCCAAACACUACCCCUCGACCUGCUCAAGUAAUUACAACAACCAGGAGGACCACCACAACGAAGAGAACGACGACAACUCAGCCGAUCCCGAUACCACUCUUUACAGAAGAACUUAAUUACAACAGACCAAAGACUUACAAAAACCCAUUUGAACGGUCCGUUGAGAUGACCGAUUUCUGCACGACAAACUUUCCUGUUGGAAAUUUUGAGCAAAAGCGUUUAUGCCAGGAGAUUCUGGCAAACAUUCCGGACAGAAUUGUUCAUUUAGAGGGCCAACUUAGAAGCACGAUCGAUAUGGUAAAUCGCGUGAAGACAGAACAAGAUGAGACGAGUUACAAGAUCAUUAAUGAGCUUGGCGCAGUAGACAUGGAUUCUAGGAGGCUUGAAGAAAGAACUGAAGAGCAAGAAAAGAAGCUAAGUCGUGUCAGUAGAACAUUAGAUAACGGAUCAAAUAAUGAGAACAGCGAGUAUUGGAAGGCGAAAUAUAAAUAUGCAUACAUGGUAGAUGUAAUGGAGAAAAAGAAGCGAAUUCUCGAGGAGAUGAUGGACGGCGUAAACACCAUCCACAGCACAAUGAAGGAAAGUCUUAGAGCUCAAAAAUUAAUUAGAAGUCAAAAAGUUCUAAUCCCAAGAAAGGAUAUGAUUGUGAAUGAAAUGGCAGGAUAUAAAAAACAACCACAGCCGUCGUCUUACCGCCGGAACGACCAAGACAACUAUCAAUCUUCGCCUAGUCGCUCGGAUAUCAGUAUGCCUGAGCAAUUCGAAAGGGAGUUGUAUCAAAUUGCUAAAUCGAAGCCGGUCACGAAAAAGACUGACGCGACCGACUGUAGCGCCUUUGACGGGCCUAAUGCAGUAGACGGAAAAUAUGAUAUGAGUGGAAUCCGCGACGUUCGUGGAAGGGCGCUGACUGUUCGCUGCGAAUUUAUAAAGGGAAAAGGCUGGAUAAUAAUCCAGCGCCGAGUGGAUGGCGAAACAAACUUUACCAGAGGAUGGAACGAUUACAAAAAUGGCUUCGGAACAUUGAGCGGCGGUGAGCUGUGGCUGGGCCUUGAAGCAAUUUACCGGUUGACAAUGAACAAACCGAUGCUCUUAGAAAUCAUAAUGGAAGAUACUGAUGGACGCACUUACACCGCUGUAUACAAAAACUUUUCCAUCACCGGAGAAAGCUUGAAUUAUGCCGUCCGACAGGCAGAAUACGUCCGAGGCAACGCCGGAAAUAGCUUCUAUCGGAACAACGUAGGAUUCUCAACGCCUGAUCAGGAUAAUGAUAGGCACUCAAAGUACAGCUGUGGAUACUGGCUAAAGUCUGGCUGGUGGUUUAGUGCCUGUGGUAGCUCAAAUUUAAACGGCGUUUAUCACAAUGGAAAGUACACCGGUGUACAUGACGGAGUCUUUUGGCAAUCAGCCCGUGGGAAAUACUACUCAUUUGCGAAGACAACGAUGAGAAUCCGCCCUGAGAGUGGCAACGACGGAAAUAUUAUCGGUAAGAUCAAGGCGUCGCAUGGACUAGGCUAA
Molecule: messenger RNA, 2004 nt
Organism: Oikopleura dioica
Lineage: Eukaryota; Metazoa; Chordata; Appendicularia; Copelata; Oikopleuridae
Source: the annotation of a GenBank genome assembly